Messenger RNA from Malaya genurostris, 1094 nucleotides. RefSeq names its product endocuticle structural glycoprotein SgAbd-3 (gene Cpr49Af). Lineage: Eukaryota; Metazoa; Arthropoda; Insecta; Diptera; Culicidae. The transcript is spliced from 3 exons. Gene Ontology annotation, cellular component: chitin-based extracellular matrix. The coding region runs from base 483 to 884 and encodes 133 amino acids. The record is from RefSeq and is a predicted model, not a curated record. Gene Ontology annotation, molecular function: structural constituent of chitin-based larval cuticle.
UUCUAUUUAUGAUUGCGCAAAAUCGGUCGAAAACAUGGGCGUUGUUGAGCCACGGGCAAACGUUCAUGUUUAGCGGGCGGAAAAGCAAACAAAACAUAACGAAAGUCGCGACUAAUUGGGUGGGUGAGUUUCCAGAGCAGCCGGGGAGAUACCGCUCGCUGUGCGCUGACUGAUCUCGUGAACCGGCUCAAUGCUGAUGACGAAACUUCGGUGGCACGGCUCCGGUAAUCAUAGAACUCACGACGAACAAGUUGCAGUUUUCGUCUGGAGUUUUAAAGAACUAACCAUUUUUUUCUGGGCAGUGGCUUUAGAACACCCUUUUCUGUGGUCUCUGUCUGGUAGGGCCACUGUUGUAUAUAAGUACGAAAUGAGACCAAUUUCGGGUGCAGUUUGCAGUUAACUUCUAGCGGUACGGUACUGAAUGCUCUUUUGUGGAAGUUGUUGAGCUGAACUGUCAGUGGUUCUUGGAAAAGAACAUUAAAAUGUUCAAAGCUUUGGUGCUGAUUAGUGUGAUAAUAGUUGUAAGUGGGCAAACUAAAUCAUCUGCAAAGUUGAAAGAAAUUCCCAUAAUUUCACAUGAAAAUGUUUUGGAAGUAGAUGGAAAGUUCAGAUAUAGUUACGAAGGUGGUGACGGAACUCGUGCAGCCCAGGAUGGCCAGCAGAUUUUCGUGAACAACCAAGCAGGAACGGCAUCCCAGGGACAGUACACGUAUCAGGGUGACGAUGGAAAAACUUACAGUGUUUCCUACACAGCCGAUGAAAAUGGAUACCGCCCUUCAGCGGAACAUCUGCCGACACCGCCUCCCGUGCCGGCUCCGAUAGCUCGAGCGUUGGCAUAUCUCGCAACGCUGCCGCCUAAAAAGGAAAACCAGAGAAAGUUCUGAACACGCCGGAAACUGUCUGGAUAAUAUUGUGAUAAGUUGCACUAGAAUAAAAUGAAUCGACACAGUUUUUAAACGUAAUACAGUGCUGUCAUUUGUUCCAGUUGUAAAGAUCUUAAACGUACUAAAAUUCACAAGUAGAGAGAUUAACUUACCGUUGAGCAUGAAAAAUUUGAACGAAAUAUGAGCGAUUAAAUGUUUUGUAAGAAUAUG